AUGCCAAAGGCGCGGAGUGCUGGUGCUGCCUCGAGGGGCCACGGCGGCAGCAGCCAGGGGGCCCAGCAGGGACGGCGGGCGGCGGACGUCUUCCUCCUGCUGCUGGCCCUGCGCAUCGCUAACGGCCUGCUUGUCCGGACGUUCUUCCAGCCAGACGAGUUCUUCCAGUCGCUCGAGCCCGCAUGGGGGAUUGCUUUUGGCCGGGACAGUGGCGCUUGGAUUACAUGGGUAUGCAUCCCCCCACCCCGGAAGGGCAGAAACAGAGAGAAAAGAGAGAGAGGAGAGAAAAACAGAGACAGGAUGGAAAAGAAAGGAAGAUGCGGGAGGUGCGGCUGGCUGACAAUUUGGGGCGUUCUGUAG
Messenger RNA from Trichophyton verrucosum HKI 0517, 360 nucleotides. RefSeq lists its product as uncharacterized. NCBI's taxonomy places the organism in Eukaryota, Fungi, Ascomycota, Eurotiomycetes, Onygenales, Arthrodermataceae. The coding region runs from base 1 to 360 and encodes 119 amino acids. Gene Ontology annotation, molecular function: glycosyltransferase activity. The record is from RefSeq and is a predicted model, not a curated record. The transcript has a single exon.